Messenger RNA from Lates calcarifer (barramundi perch), 4168 nucleotides. RefSeq names its product hexokinase 2 (gene hk2). Gene Ontology annotation, biological process: glycolytic process; intracellular glucose homeostasis; glucose 6-phosphate metabolic process. The transcript has 18 exons. Gene Ontology annotation, cellular component: cytosol; mitochondrion. The coding region runs from base 232 to 2991 and encodes 919 amino acids. Lineage: Eukaryota; Metazoa; Chordata; Actinopteri; Centropomidae. Gene Ontology annotation, molecular function: ATP binding; mannokinase activity; glucokinase activity. The record is from RefSeq and is a predicted model, not a curated record.
ACCACGAACUCAAGAUGACGUCAACCAUCUACCAAAUCAAGGAAGCUGGAAGUUUCUAAACAAAACGACUUCGUUUUUUACCGAAAGUUGUAACUUUAAAAUUGCAGGCAAGAAAAACGAGUGGCGGGAAAACAUCAACAUCAUUUCAAGAAGCCUUCUUUGUAGAAUUUGUGGAAAUCUAAAGUAGAAGGACGGGCAGGGCGUCAAGUCGUCACAAACCAAUAACUUACGAUGUUAGCCUCAAGUCUGCUGGCUAAUUACUGUGAACUCCAUGAUGGCCAAGCGAAUAAAGUGGACAAAUACCUGCACCAACUUCAGCUGUCAGAUCAGACUCUGAUGGAUUUAUCAAUAAGAUUUCGGCGAGAGAUGGACAAAGGCCUGUGCAGAGACACCAACCCCACAGCUGCUAUCAAGAUGCUGCCCACAUUUGUACGCUCCACUCCUGAUGGAACAGAGCAAGGUGAAUUUCUGUCCCUUGACCUUGGAGGAUCCAACUUCCGAGUGCUCCUGGUCAGAGUCAUGGCUGAUGGUGAGCAAAAGGUGGAGAUGGAAAGUCAGAUUUAUGCAAUUCCUGAACACCUCAUGAGAGGCAGCGGGUCAGAGUUAUUUGACCACAUAGCUGAUUGUCUCUCUAAUUUCCUGGAGAAGAUGGGCAUAAAGGAUAAAAAACUUCCUCUGGGCUUCACCUUCUCUUUUCCCUGUCAGCAGACCAAGUUGGAUGAGAGUGUUUUGGUGUCUUGGACUAAAGGCUUCAAGGCAAGUGGAGUAGAGGGGCAGGAUGUGGUCAGCCUUCUGAGGAAAUCCAUCAAAAAGCGAGGGGACUUUGACAUUGACAUUGUCGCUGUGGUCAAUGACACAGUGGGAACUAUGAUGACCUGUGGCUACGAUGAUCAUCACUGUGAAAUUGGCCUUAUUGUAGGAACGGGGACCAAUGCCUGCUACAUGGAGCAGAUGAGGAACCUUGAGCUGCUGGAUGGUGAUGAAGGGCGGAUGUGUGUUAAUACGGAGUGGGGUGCUUUUGGAGACGAUGGUGCCCUGGAGGAUCUGCGCACUGACAUUGACCGGGAAAUAGAUGCAGGCUCUCUGAACCCUGGCAAGCAGCUGUUUGAGAAGAUGAUCAGUGGCAUGUACAUGGGGGAACUGGUCCGUCUCAUCCUGGUGAGGAUGGCCAAAGAGCACCUUCUGUUCCAGGGCAAGACUACAGCAGAGCUCCUCACCACUGGAAGCUUCAACACCAAAUGCAUCUAUGCCAUUGAGAGUGACAAAGACAAGGAAGGUCUGACAAGUGCUGAGCAGGUGCUUCGGGGCCUGGGCCUGGACCCAUCAGUUGAGGACUGCAUAGCCACUCAGAGGGUGUGUCAGAUAGUUUCUACACGGGCUGCACAUUUGUGUGCUGCCACUCUAGCGGCAGUGCUGCGGCAAGUCCGGGAUAACAAAGCAGCUGAGAAACUGCGUACCACUAUUGGAGUGGAUGGCUCUGUUUACAAGAAUCAUCCAGAGUUUUCCAGGAGGCUCCACAAGAUGGUACGGCGACUUGUGCCGGACUGUGAUGUGCGUUUUUUGCAGUCACAGGAUGGCAGUGGGAAGGGUGCAGCCAUGGUAACGGCAGUAGCUUACCGUCUUGCUGCUCAACAUGUGGAGCGUCAGCGCAUCCUUGACACCUUGCGUUUGAGCCGUGAACAGUUGGUGGAGGUCAAGAAGCUAAUGAGUGAGGAGAUGGUGCGAGGCCUGUCAAAGCAAACCCAUGAACAGGCAAGCGUCAAGAUGCUUCCCACCUAUGUCAGAUCAACACCAGAUGGAACAGAGCAUGGUGACUUCUUAGCUUUGGACCUCGGAGGCUCCAGCUUUCGGGUUUUGCUGGUUCGAGUGCGAAGUGGAAAGAAACAUAAUGUGGACAUGCACCACAAAAUCUACAGUAUCCCACAGGAGACUAUGCAAGGCACAGGGGAAGAGCUUUUCAGCCAUAUUGUGGACUGCAUUGCUGACUUUUUGGAGUACAUGGGCAUGAGAGGAGCAUCCCUACCUCUGGGAUUUACAUUCUCCUUCCCCUGUCAUCAAAGCAAACUGGAUCAGGGCAUCCUCCUGAGGUGGACAAAAGGUUUCAAAGCCAGCGGCUGUGUGGGACAAGAUGUUGUUACAUUACUUAAAGAUGCUGUUUCCCGCAGACAGGAAUUUGACUUGAACUUUGUGGCAGUGGUUAAUGAUACUGUGGGAACCAUGAUGACCUGUGGCUAUGAGGAUUCCAAAUGUGAAGUGGGACUCAUUGUGGGUACAGGGACCAAUGCCUGCUACAUGGAGGAAAUGCACAACAUCGAACUGGUGGAGAAUGAUGAUGGUCGUAUGUGUGUCAACAUGGAGUGGGGAGCAUUUGGUGACAAUGGUGAACUUGAUGACUUCUGCACACAGUUUGAUCACAUGGUCGAUGAGUGCUCUAACAACCCCGGGAAGCAGAGGUACGAGAAGAUGAUCAGUGGCAUGUACCUGGGGGAGAUAGUGAGGAAUGUGUUAAUGGAUUUUACUGCGAAGGGCCUGCUGUUCAGAGGCAAACUGUCCGAGCGACUCAAGACCCGAGGAAUCUUCGAGACAAAGUUCCUGUCACAGAUUGAAAAGGACCGCCUGGCCAUGCGACAGGUCCGCUCUAUUCUACAGCACCUGGGCCUCACCAGCUCCACAUGUGAUGACAGUGUAUUGGUGAAGGAGGUGUGUAGUGUGGUUGCCCGCCGCGCAGCUCAGCUCUGUGGUGCUGGUUUAGCCGCUGUGGUGGACAAGAUUCGACAGAACCGCAACUUGAAUCAGCUCUCCGUCACUGUGGGAGUGGAUGGAACUCUUUAUAAGACACACCCUCACUUUGCCAAUAUCAUGCAAGAAACACUGCAGGAUUUGGCACCGCAGUGUCAGGUGACUUUCCACAAGUCAGAGGAUGGAAGCGGGAAGGGAGCAGCACUGAUCACAGCUGUGGCCUGUAGGAUCAAGAGUGAAGGGCAGCACUGAAUACCCAGCAUGAAGGUGGUCAGGUAGAAUCAGAUCCACUAUGACUGAUUUUCUGUACUGGGUAACCAUGAAUUGUGAUGUACACUCCUGACAUGAGUUUUGUUCUGUAGUACUGAAGUGUUUAAUUUGACUUACGUUGUGCGUGGGCUCACAUGCACAUAUGUGAACAUGUGUGUUUGGUUUGUCUUUGGAAUAGAUGAGCAUAUUUAUGGUGUGAGCUGACGUAUAGGAGGGUGGUAAAUGAAAUUCAGAAAUUACAGUUCAACUGGUGUUAAAGGAAUUGCACAUUCUCUAAAAUAUGACUGUUACGAGCUGCAGGAUUGCACUGCCUCCCCACCUGUACUACAACUACCACCAAAAACAAUUGCUUGUUAGACAUUACAAAGUACCUCACAAUAAAAAUCUAAAGAAAUACAAAUACAGUACAACAAGCCAGAAGGAAAAAAGAAAACACAGGGACCCUUUAUUAUUUUCCUGGGCAGAGAAAUCAAUUAAACCACAGUGGCAAGAAAGUAAAGGGAGAGGGUAAGGGUAAAAUGGGUAAAGGUAAAAUGAGGGAUUUGUCCUAGUCUUUGUAGACUUAAUUGUUGUAUUUAUUUUUUUUCUCUUUUGUAUGACACUUUUUUGGCUGGUACAUUGUACAAAGAAAAGACAAACAAACAAAAGAAUGUAUGACAUCUUAUAGUUCUGCAAAUUUCUGUUUUGGUCUGUUUAGAGAUAAUUACUGAAACAAGGGGAAGUAGGUUUGUGACAAUCUAUUGUUUUCCCUGGAAUUAUUAUUUGUGAAAACCAUUGGCACCAACAUCAGUUGUAUCAUCACUACAAUCAGUCUUUGUUUAUGAAACAAAUGUGUAUGGAGUUAUGUAAGAAUACCAUAAUUAUCCCAUUACUGUACCUGUUCCCCACUGAUCAAACCUUAACGAUUAACUUUAAAUGAAUGUAAAUCUCUCCUGUGCUCUGAAACUAAAACUAAACUUUGUAUUCUGCUCCUUAAAGAGCAAAACUUAAAUUUAUAGAAAAAAUGUUCUUAAGCCAACAGCAUUGUCUGCUUUUUCAUUUAGACACACGCUAAUAACUGUUGCUGUUUGCUGUCUGUCUAAAACUGAUCAUUUUCAUCCUGCAGUACUGCUGUUAACAGUGUAAUCAAACACUCAAAAUAAAAUUGGCCUUGAAUUGC